AUGAAACUUGAUUUAAUACUGGACUCUCUGCCAUACACAAUCCAUCGCUUCUCUCCCUCCACUCCAGCUUCAGCGUAUUUACCGUUGGUCGACAAUCAAGACUGGUACAGCAUCACCAAGACCCCUGAUGAGAUCUCUCUCGUUAUUUCUCAUGACUGGACUGAUAUCAACAGCGAUCAACUAAUUCCUAACUGUGAACACAAGGUCUCGCCUGAUUGGCGCUGCUUCAAAGUUCAAGGCCCAUUGGACUUUAGCUACGUGGGCAUCAUGGCUAAUCUGAGUGGAGCAUUGGCAGAGAACAAGAUCUCGGUUUUUGUAGUCAGCACCUAUGACACGGACUAUAUUCUAGUCAAGAAGGACAAAGCCUUGGAUGCCAAAACAGUUUUUGAAUCGAUUGGGCAUUCUGUGCUUGUUCUAUAG
This is a messenger RNA of Lobosporangium transversale, 420 nucleotides long. RefSeq names its product ACT domain-domain-containing protein. The transcript has a single exon. Gene Ontology annotation, cellular component: cytosol. Bases 1 to 420 code for a protein of 139 amino acids. Gene Ontology annotation, biological process: regulation of intracellular signal transduction; cellular response to L-arginine. NCBI's taxonomy places the organism in Eukaryota, Fungi, Mortierellomycota, Mortierellomycetes, Mortierellales, Mortierellaceae. The record is from RefSeq and is a predicted model, not a curated record.